Messenger RNA from Sorghum bicolor (sorghum), 1699 nucleotides. RefSeq names its product protein G1-like4. The transcript has 3 exons. Bases 236 to 835 code for a protein of 199 amino acids. The record is from RefSeq and is a predicted model, not a curated record. NCBI's taxonomy places the organism in Eukaryota, Viridiplantae, Streptophyta, Magnoliopsida, Poales, Poaceae. Gene Ontology annotation, biological process: response to light stimulus; mRNA transcription. Gene Ontology annotation, cellular component: nucleus.
AAAAAUAGAAGCAGCAGCAUGCAAUUCCCCACACCCUCAAACAGAUCAUGAAGCUGGUGCUCUCCCUGCAGAUCCCCAAUCACCAGAUGAUGGGCUUAUGAGUGAGCCAGCAGCAGCAACUGUUACCAACAUCAUCACCACCACUGCGAAAGAGCUAAAGAAGCCAGGCUCCAAACUCCCACAAAUCUGAGAACCAAGCUCAGCUGCCAACUUCACCCAAGCUAGCCGAUCCACCAUGGACAUGUCGCCGAACCCCGACAGCCCCUCGUCAGGAGGGGGCAACGGCAUCGGGCCGAGCAGCGGUGGCGCGUCGCCGUCCGUUGGCUCCAUGACGGCGCCGCAGUCGCCGAGCCGGUACGAGGCGCAGAAGCGGCGCGACUGGAACACGUUCGGGCAGUACCUGCGGAACCACCGGCCGCCACUGAGCCUGGCGCAGUGCAGCGGGGCUCACGUCCUCGAGUUCCUCCGCUACCUGGACCAGUUCGGCAAGACUAAGGUGCACGGCCCGGCGUGCCCCUUCUUCGGCCACCCGAACCCGCCGGCGCCGUGCCCCUGCCCGCUCCGCCAGGCCUGGGGCAGCCUCGACGCCCUCGUGGGCCGCCUCCGCGCCGCCUUCGAGGAGAACGGAGGCCGCCCGGAGUCCAACCCCUUCGCCGCGCGCGCCGUGCGCCUCUACCUCCGCGAGGUCCGCGAGCACCAGGCCCGCGCCCGGGGCGUCAGCUACGAGAAGAAGAAGCGCAAGAAGCCGCAGCAGCUGCCGGGCGACAGCAGCGGCGGCCUUCACGGCCACACGCACCAGCCGCCGCCACCACCGCCCGCCGGCGCCGCCUGCUGAGCUGAUCGAUCGUCGAUGGCUCGUACGUACGUACGCUCUCCCAUUUGGCCGGUAUGAUGCCAGAUUGAGCUUGAGCUUAUAUAUUUUAUGUAUCAUUUCGCGCGCGUAUGCAUGCAUAUGCAUGGCAGUAGCUUAGCGCCAUGCUGCUGAUCAUGAUCCGUGUACUCUACCGUGAGAAGCACCACUAGUGUGUGUGUGCUGCACUACGUACUGCUAGCUGCUGCAUGCGUGUACUGCAUUGCUUGUGUGUGUUUAGCUUUGGUGUUGUCGUCGAAUCUAUUUGCUUGUAGGAGUGAGCAAGUGUUUGCUGUACUUUCAACUGAGGAGUAUGUCGAUCGAUGUCCGUCCUUUGAGGUCUAGCUAGGGACAGGGAGAUACAUAUAUGGUGAUCUCUCUUGCUGUUUCUGUUUGUGGAAAACUCAAAAGCCUGUGUGUGUGUCCAUCUCUACGCAUGCAUGUGUCAAUUCGAUUCUGGCAAGAGCAUCUGCAUCUCUUGUGUUUUCUUGUUUUGCUUCCUGUUUCGUUUCCUUUUUAUGGUACAGAUGCACUGAUAUAUAUGCAGUGCUAUUGGUGGGAGAGAUGGAUGCCAAUGGUGCAUGUCCAGCUGUGCCUGCACGGCGAUAGGGGCGAUCGAGAGCGCCGUUGCACAGUGCGCACGCACCAAAUAAUAGGGGGGGAUCGGACACAAGCAUGUACUCGUACUAUUCACUAUUGACAUCAGUCUUGGAUGUGCAUUCUUGCGAGUACAGGAUGCAUGUGUCAAUUUCUGUCCUUUGUUUUACGAUCGAUCUUUUCGCAUGGCUUUCUGAAUAGUCUCGUCCCAUCGUGGGGCUAUAGCUCUGCUAUGUUCUUGUGGCACAUGAA